Messenger RNA from Trichomycterus rosablanca, 1370 nucleotides. Its product is annotated as STEAP1 protein-like. The transcript has 6 exons. NCBI's taxonomy places the organism in Eukaryota, Metazoa, Chordata, Actinopteri, Siluriformes, Trichomycteridae. Bases 206 to 1249 code for a protein of 347 amino acids. Gene Ontology annotation, cellular component: plasma membrane; endosome. The record is from RefSeq and is a predicted model, not a curated record.
GCAGCACCGAUUUCUUUCCUCUCACUUUAUUAUUUUAACGUUUUUUAUUUCCCUCUUUUUAUGUGUAUAUUUGUUUUAUCCGCGUAAAACAUGGAUAAAAGAAACAGUUGAAACCAACACGGACUGUGUUGUUGACCUGUAUUGUGAAGAGGUGCUUCUUAGUUUGAUAGUUUGACCCAGUUCGGGGUGGGUUGUUUACUCUAUAAUGGAGAGAUGUACCCGGGAUACGGAGGAGGUGAAGAAACAGCAUGAACAGAACUUUCACCUGUGUGAAAUGGAACCGCUGACUCGACUACAGCUCACUCAAAAGGAGUCUGAGGAUGAAAUGGAAGAUGGAGAGACGUUGCCACAGCUCAGUCAGCACUCCUCAAUGUCAGUAUUCGCUCUGGAGGAGUUUGAGUUCCCAGCCAGCCAUUUCAAAGACCUGCCUCUGUUUCCUAAGUGGCGGUUCCCUCUCAGGCUGAUGACUGUUAUAGUAGCUGUGGCUUUUGUGUACACAUUCCUCCGAGAGGUGUUACAGCCCUAUGUGUCGCAAAAUAAAAACGACUUUUAUAAGAUUCCCAUCCUGGUGAUGAAUAAAGUGCUGCCCUGGACCUCCAUAACACUGCUGGCUCUCGUGUAUCUGCCCGGAGUGCUGGCUGCUCUACUGCAAUUACACAGAGGAACCAAGUACAGAUCUUUCCCUGUGUGGCUGGAGAAGUGGAUGAGUGUGAGGAAACAGCUGGGUCUGCUGGCCUUUCUACUGGCCUGUCUGCAUGCCAUUUACAGCCUGAGCUACCCAAUGAGAAGCUCCUACAGGUACAAGCUCCUCAACUGGGCCUACCAGCAGGUGCAACAGAAGAAGGAGAACGCGUGGGUGGAGGAUGAUGUUUGGAGGAUGGAGAUUUACGUCUCCUUAGGAAUUCUUGGACUGGGCAUUCUAGCCUUGGUGGCCGUCUCUUCCCUGCCCUCUGUUGUUAACACUUUAAACUGGAGAGAGUUUCAGUGUGUCCAGAGAACUCUGGGACACGCAGCCCUGUUCGUGUGCACUGCUCAUGCUUUAGUGUACGGCUGGCGGAAGUGGGUGGAAAUGAACCACUAUGUAUGGUACACUCCUCCGUCGUUUAUACUGGCCUCUGUUCUCCCAGCCGUGGUGUUACUGCUCAAGGCUGGACUGACCAUCCCCUGUUUAAACAACAGACUGGAGCACAUUCGACAUGGCUGGGAGAGACCCGGGCGGAGAGGAUUGUCAGACAAAGAUUCACUCUGAUGUUUUUGUCUUGGUGUUGUGGACUUUAUAUUUAAUUCAUAAUUAUAUUUAAUGCAAAAUGUAAAAAUGUUUACUAAAUGUAUUUAAAAUGUUUGGUUCAGUUUAGUUUUUCCACAUCUGA